CCUACUACUACACUAGUACUACUUAUUGUCCUAUAUUUUGUGUCUAUUUUCAUGUUUUCUGAUAAUACGAAACAAAUAUGCAUUUAAUUGUAGUUGCGUGUCCAACUAUGUAUGUUUAAAAUGCAGGAUACCUUUCAUAAUUUCCGGUUUUAUCUAAUUCGGUUGUGGGACUCGCGUGCUUAGUGAUGUUAUUUGUGAAGCAUAAAAUGCCUUUAAAUACGCAACCUGCCAUUAAUGCUAUGAGCGACGGUUUCAUUUCAAGUAAAGUAGGUCAUAACAAGUAGGUACACACUAUAACGACCAACCACAGGUUGCAACAUUAUUUUUCCAGCAACUAAUUCAUGUUAUCUUUAAAAACUUCAAUCUAUCACAGGCAGGUUCAAAUUUCCAACCAUAAAGUAUUUAACGUGAUUUCUUUCACGCAGGGACGUUCAUCUCGAAUUUUCUCCAAAAUAAUAUUAAAACAAAUCAGUUAGAAAUAAAUACAGACAUAAGAACAUUUCGAACAACAGCAAAAUUAAAGGAACCAAGGGACUUGUUCGCACUUCCAAAAGAGCUUGAUUGUCCUCAGCAAGCACCUCGGUGGCCCACGGAAUGUCAAGUAGUAGAGGAAAAAAUUCAACACAUUAUAUGGAGUCCCGCAUCUCCUGAACCAUAUUACAUAUCAUCAGGGAAGGAGCUGCAGCCACAACCUGUCGGUGAAGAUGCAGGAACCGUUAUUUUUCAAUAUUAUCCGAUGAGUGCCGUAAACUAUGUAAGCAAUUGUACAUUAAAGUCUUCCAAGUUCCAAGUAAAACUUGCUGAUGUACUUUCAUUUUACAGUUUAGCCGGUCCACUGUCGGAGGAUCUCGCUUAUAUUUAUCAGCAUGCGCCAGUGCCGGUGGAGAAGAUGAACUAAGAUUUGAAUCUCGUUUUGAAAGUGGAAAUUUAGCAAAAGCAAUACGCAUUACUUCAGCAUAUUAUGAACUACAUCUCCGCACUGACCUUUAUACUAACAGGCAUAUGCAAUGGUUCUAUUUCAGAGUAACGAACACAAAAAAGCAAAUGACAUACAGGUAAUACUGGUAGCAUGAUAAAUCCUCGUUCCAUGUUGAUUCCUAAAAAUUAUACACAUGCAAAAUGUUACAGAUUUUCCAUAGUGAACUUAUCGAAAGCCGAAAGCUUAUACAACGAGGGCAUGCGACCUCUAUUAUACUCGACCAAGGACGCUCAGUUGCAUUCGAUCGGCUGGAGACGAUGCGGUGAUAACAUCGCUUACUACAAAAAUGAUUCGUCGUCGGAAGAAGAAGAGCAAUUUCCAAGUUACACAUUAACAUUCAAUAUAGAAUUCCCUCAUACAGACGAUGCUGUGUAUAUUGCUCAUUGUUACCCCUACACUUACUCUGAUCUCCAAGAAUAUUUAUCUAAAUUACAAUCUCAUCCCGUUAAAUCAACAUAUGCUAAACUAAGGCUACUUUGUAGAACAUUGGCUGGGAACAAUGUAUAUUAUCUAACUGUAACAGCUCCACCGAGUUCUUGUGAAGCAGAGCAAAAGAAAAAGAAAGCGGUUGUUAUAACAGCAAGGGUACACCCUGGUGAAACUCCUUCAUCUUGGAUGAUGAAAGGUUUUAUGGAUUAUCUAACUGGAGAUUCGAAUCAAGCUCGCGAAUUAAGGGAAAAAUUCAUAUUCAAAUUAGUACCAAUGUUGAAUCCUGAUGGUGUAAUCGUUGGUAACAAUCGAUGUUCACUGACCGGAAAGGAUUUGAAUAGACAAUAUCGAACGGUUAUACGGGAAACAUAUCCACCCGUCUGGCAUACGAAAGUGAUGAUACGGAGUGAUGAAGGAGAUACUUCGAGUAGUAGUUCAGAAGGUGGACAUAGAAGAGAAUCCACAAAGCAACCGGCUCCACCUCCUUCACCCAUAUUUCCCGAUAUUAAUAAAAAUUUAAACGAGAAACCAAGAAAACCACGGCCAAGGCUUGAAAAAAUGAAACGAAUCGAAAAGAAAAAAACGAAACGGGAAACUUUACAGGUAUCACGAGCAACAAUAGAUUUAACAUCAGAUGCCAUGACGGACAUGUCAUCGGACGCGGAAUCGUACGAUGGAAACCACAGUCCUAUGAGGAGAGUUCAAAAACUGAUUCACUCGUCAAUGAAAGUUAAACCAAGGCGGAAGAAAAAAAUGCCACCUGAACUGAAAAUCGUGAAAGCACCGACAAGUGAUUCGCCUUAUCAUUCCGAUCAUGAAAAGGCCUUGAAAUGUAGACGACCUAGAAGUGUAUCGAUGUUUAACGAGACAACAGAGAAACCGAGACUGAAUCCAGCUUCAUGGCAUCAAUUUAGGUGUUUACCGCCAGCAAAAUGCUUAUCGGAGGUAAAAAGUAGAAGUACUCAGCCAUCUGAGCUGCAGGUGAAGUUGAGUACACUUAAAAGAAAUGUGUGGACGGGAGUACAAAGUGAAGAAAAAGGUCCAUUGUCAUGGGGCAUAUCAAGUUUUGCAAUGAAUUCAUAUUUUACUGACAGUGAAGCUUUGUUACGAUCCUGUUCUAAGAAACUAGAAGAGCUUGAGGGGGAACAACAAAAAGCUAAGGAUGAUAAAAAGAAGAAAAAAGCCAAAACAAAAAAGCUUACACUUAAAGUGCCAAAUUCAUUGAAUGAUAGCAUAGAACCUAUUAACACAAAAUUACCAAAACCUUGGAAGAAAAAAGGAAAAUUAAAAAGUAAGUCUGAGAGUUCCCCGUACCAAAACAAUACCAGUUUUACGGACAUACCUCGUAACACCCAACAAGUAUCAAAAUCAGUGCAUGCAGAAAACAGAUUAGCUAAAUCAAGAUUCAAGAAAGGUGCUAUUGUCACCACUGCUGUGCAGUCGAAAAAACAAAUUGCCAAAGCUAAUAUUAUUUCUGACAACUCCGACUCAGAUACUUCUCUUCAAAUAAGCAAGAAAAUUAAAAAGAAAAAUAAAAUUGUAAAAAGUAAGUUUUGUAAAACAAUGUCUGAAAAUAAAUCUAAGAAUUAAAUGUGUUCUUUUUUGUGUUCCCAAACCAACACCCCCAGCAGAAAUGUAAUUAAAUAAUUUGUAG
Spodoptera exigua (beet armyworm) is the source of this 3062-nucleotide messenger RNA. NCBI's taxonomy places the organism in Eukaryota, Metazoa, Arthropoda, Insecta, Lepidoptera, Noctuidae. The record is from the annotation of a GenBank genome assembly.